AUGGCGGCCUUUGACGCGGGAGAAGGGGGGACGGGAUUGUCGAAGCACAUCAGGGCUUUGGGCAUCAGCGAGACUUACGACCUGGCCGGCUUCGGAGAGGCGCAGACGAAAGAUCUUGUACGGGACGCGUUUACUCAGCCCAUUCAGGCCACGGAGCCCCUUCGGUUCACUUUCCUCAUCGGAGGGGGCAAGACACAAAAUCGCCAAAAGUAUGACAGCGAUCUCGGGCGGUACCUCUCGGCCGCACUCAGAGAGAUAGGAUUCCGUGAGGAUCGUGCAGCGACGGCCCUGAUGGAGUGCCAGGGGUCAUACAAGAGCCAACACGACACGCACAAGGGGAUACGCACGGUGCAGGUGUUCCCCAAGAUCGACCUUGUCGAGGAGAAAGGGGAGAACGGCGCUGGUCAGGGACGGAGCCUCAUCACCAACCCGUCGUCGCCGGAGUACAUGGCCGCCGUCUGUACGUUCGAUACGUUUCAAGAAAUGGUGCAAGAAAAGGUCUGUUCCUGGAACCAGAAGAGGCGUCUCCUCCGACAUCUUGGGUCCUUUGUCGCAAGAUAUAAAGAGGCGGAGCAAAAGCUGAUGAAGAUGGAAGGUCUUUCGGACGAGGAACAGGAGAUCUACGACAGCAUUGACCCGGAUGGCGUGGAGGAGAAGACCGUGUGGCUUACUUCCCUGGUGAAGGCGAUGGUGGAGAACGGACAGCUUACCGCGGCCGAGCGCGAGCAAGUUUUAUCGCAGAUUCAAACGAAGCUCGAGAACUGUUCCGUCGAGCAGGAGGCUGCCACCCUCAAAGAGAACGAGGUCAAGCUGGCCAGGAUACACAAGCAGGCGGAGCAGCUCAUGAAGAGGCGGAGUAUGGUCAACGGCCACGCGCCCGUGUCGCACAAGGUCAAGCAUCAGGACGAGCUACGCGGCAUCACGGCCAAGCUGAUCAAGAUAGAAAAACUAGAGAAUACGCGCGGAAGGCUGCUGACGAUAGACGAGGUGAAGCAGGUGGGUCUCAAGGAGGAGCUCCUGGAGCGGGCGACCGUUCUGGAGAACGACUCUCGCGGCUGGUUCGAGGAGGACGAGGAGCUCGAGGCCCGCCUGGCGGAAGUCAGAAAGCAAGGCCAGCGCAUGGCGGCGAAGAAAGCGGCGGGGGGUGGCAAAGGCGGCAAGUCGGGAGGCGGUGCCAGCGCGGGGAGGGGGCGCGGCGGCGGGGGGAUGGCGAUGGACUCGGAUGGAUGGAACAAGGUCAAAAGGUAACGCCUGCGGCACGAGCAAACACCUCAUCGGUCUUCAGCCUCGGCAGCAGAAAGGAAGGAAGGAAGGAAGGAAGGAAGGAAGGGGCUACGGCGGAGGAUCAAGGCCAUCACCAAAGAAGAAAGCGUCAUCAUUGGCCAAGGCGAAAACUCGAGUCGUCUCGAAAAAUCUGGCGUGUUUGUGUAUUCAGUAGCUUGAAGAAGCAGCUAGUCUUCGUCUCGCGUGAUGUGCCUGUGGUGGGCUGUGCGUGGAUGUGAGAUGGUCCAGCGCAUCUCGCCAUUGAUCCAGGAUGGGGUCACCCUACAGCAGCGCCGCGAGGCAUUCGAAGCACGCGUUCUAGAGCAUAUUCUGCCGCGGUGACGUCUUGUCCGCUGUGUGACCCACUCCACAUACAAGCGGCUCGUGUCUGGGGCGGGGCGGGUCGUGUGGGCUGCUUGCGGUCACCU
Molecule: messenger RNA, 1691 nt
Organism: Ectocarpus siliculosus
Lineage: Eukaryota; Phaeophyceae; Ectocarpales; Ectocarpaceae
Source: the annotation of a GenBank genome assembly